AGUCAUUAUCUCCUCACCCUCAUGCUGGUUUAUUAGUUCUCAUAUUAAGUCAGACUUUGAUAUUCCACCCAAACUAAGCCUGAGCUUCUCUUUUCUCUUUGGGAAAUCCCCCUCCUCAUUGUACAGACUUUCUGAACGUUUAUGUGCAUUGAAACUGAUUUUAUUGGCAGCCUCUUUUGACGCUUUGUUUUUGUGGAGAGGCGUGAAGCUGAUGAAGGUCAUGCAGACAGAUUUAAUGUGGUCUUUCUCACAGUAUUAUCACUUCCAUAAAACUUUGAGCCGUUGGCUGACGUCAGUUAGUUUUCCUUCAGUGUUCACGAUGAAACCUCCUGUUCACCAGUUGUGACUCUCACUCUGUCUUCCAGGCUGGAGGAUGCAAAUCUGUUUUUUCCUUUUCGUGUCAUGUCGUUUUUUCACUUUCCCCCUGCAGCUCCCGCGGGUCAUUCCAUGGGAACAGAAACUUUUCCUGCGGCCCUGGGAGAAAUUCAGCUAUUUUAGGAAAACACGUCACUGCUUUGAGCUGCAGCCCAGAAACUCUCCCUUCUUUCCAUCUUGCACAUUUCCUUUUUGAAUCCCCUUUACUUGUUGCACAGCGCAGUGGCACAGUGUUUACCUUCCACAGUCUGAAACCGACUCUCUCCUUAUUUCAUAGGAAAACAAAGCUCUUUGUGCGCCUCGCCUGUCACGGCUGCAGCACAGCACCAACACGGCACAUCUCACACGUCGUGCCCAACUUGUGGAGCAGCUCGGCAGCGCUCAGGGCUGCUGUGGGAAACGCUGCGGCGUGACACUGCAGAGCCUCUUUAGUGUGUCCGUGCCCUUCAUGCGUGUGUCUCUUGGGGAUGAAACGAUGUGUAGACGGAGGAAGACAAAACCCUGAGCCACAGGUAUUCAUGUAGGAUCAAAUCAUGAAUGGGAAAAGACGUUUUUCCCCCCUUUGCAUGAAAAUCGCAUGUUUUUGCAUGAAAUUUCUUUCCAAACGCGCAUGUACGCCAUUAAACUGCUUCCAUUCAUAAAUACGCGUUCAUAUUUGAAAAUAUCACAUCACCAUGAGCAACAGCUCAAGUGAUAACCUUGAGACUCAUGGAGACAACAGGUUCAUUACGCACGACACUUUGUGUGCACGCAAAGUCACCAAAUCGCUGAGAUUUCCUGCUGAAAUCGACUGAAUUGUGUGCGUGUUUGUUCCUGAGUAGCUGGAUCACGUUCAUUAUGAGCAUAUGUGCGUGCAUGUGUGUUUUUAUUGCCCCCCCAGUGAGAGAGCGUGCGCACACACGUCAGAUCGGGGAGGGCAAAGCCUGCUUAAGAUGCAGCGAAUGUGACAGCCGAGCCGACAGUCCAGACUACAGCAGCGCGUGGACCGGAAAGGUGAGCGUGGUGGAGGUGGUGGAGGUGGGGGCCACAAAAAUGCCAGCGGAACCAGCUCACCCGCAGACGUGACGCCGACACACCAGCAGAGAGAGAGAGACGUGCCGAGACGCUCAGCUCGUUUCCAAAACGCGCCGGGGCGUCGGAGGGGGAACAGAGAGGACUGAGGAGCGGGAAGCGUCGCCCUUGUCUGGGGGGGAAACAUGACAGUGGUGCCCGGAGAGAACCUGGACGAGACUGUGGCACUGGCCGCGCUGUCAGCCCAGGAUGUGUACGACCCAGAGAGAGUCGAGAACCAGGAGUGCUGCGAGCGGGUGGUCAUCAACAUCUCCGGGCUGCGCUUCGAGACGCAGCUGAAGACGCUCGCCCAGUUCCCCUGCACCCUGCUGGGGGACCCGCGCAAGAGGAUGCGCUUCUUCGACCCGCUGAGGAACGAGUAUUUCUUCGACAGGAACAGACCCAGCUUCGAUGCCAUCCUCUACUACUACCAGUCCGGGGGCAGACUCCGGAGACCCGUCAACGUGCCCGUGGACAUUUUCAUGGAGGAGAUUAAAUUCUACGAACUGGGGGAGGAGGUGAUCGAGAAUUUUAAGGAGGAUGAGGGCUUUAUUAAGGAGGAAGAGCGCCCGCUGCCUGAGAACGAGUUCCAGCGACAGGUUUGGCUCCUGUUCGAGUACCCGGAGAGCUCGGGACCCGCCAGGGGGAUCGCCAUAGUUUCCGUGCUGGUUAUUCUCAUCUCCAUCGUGAUCUUCUGCUUGGAGACUUUGCCCGAGUUCAGGGAGGAAGCCAGAACGUUUGACGAGCGGCUGGUGGUGAACGGAACCGCGCACGCAAAGAAGCCAAACCCGUUCACAGACCCGUUUUUCAUCGUGGAGACGCUCUGCAUUAUCUGGUUCUCGUUCGAGCUGCUAGUCAGGUUCCUCGCCUGCCCGAGCAAGCCCGCUUUCUUUAAGAACAUCAUGAACACCAUCGAUAUCGUGGCCAUCAUGCCCUACUUCAUCACUCUGGGACUGGAGCUGGCGGAGCACCAGGGGAACGGACAGCAGGCCAUGUCCCUGGCCAUCCUCAGGGUCAUCCGCCUGGUCCGGGUCUUCCGGAUCUUCAAGCUCUCCAGGCACUCCAAAGGUCUCCAGAUCCUCGGGAAGACCCUGCAGGCCAGCAUGAGGGAGCUGGGACUGCUUAUAUUCUUCCUCUUCAUCGGAGUCAUCCUUUUCUCCAGCGCGGUGUACUUCGCGGAGACGGACGACCCGGAGUCGGGCUUCAGCAGCAUCCCGGACGCGUUCUGGUGGGCUGUGGUGUCUAUGACCACAGUGGGCUACGGGGACAUGUGCCCCGUCACCAUCGGGGGUAAAAUCGUGGGCUCUCUGUGCGCCAUCGCCGGAGUGUUAACCAUCGCGCUGCCGGUGCCCGUCAUCGUCUCCAACUUCAACUACUUCUACCACCGGGAGACCGAGCACGAGGAGCAGUUCCAGUACACGCACGUGACCUGCGGCCAGCAGCAGCCGCCGUUUGGAGAGUUCAAGAAGAGCGACAGCAAGCCGUCCCUGUCCAAGUCCGACUACCUGGACAGCGACGACGCGGACUCCAUCAAGUACACCAACUGCAGUCCGCACAAAGCCUACACCGGGAAGCUCACCGACGUUUGAGCCAAAGUUAGACCUGCGCUCUGGUUUGAGUUUAGACUGGCGAGCUCCUUAUUUCAUCAACGGGAUUCAUUAAAGUCACGGAUGGACUCUAAAGAAGUCACCUUUUCUCCCCCUGAAACAGUCUUCCAUUACGCGCCACGAGCGGGGGGAAGGCCGAAGUUUAGCAGCGAUCAGCCUGUAGCCAGCUGUAGCACUUUAAUGUUCAUGUUUCUCUUAGUAAAAACGGAACUGACACACACGUUAAUGCAGGUUUAAAGUUUACAUUCGCUUUUCUGUCCACCUGAAGAAGACACACGACGCAGGACCAAUGGAAUCUAAAUUUACAGAGUGAUGCAGGGGGCACGUGGUGGCUCUUUUUAUUAUGAUCUCACACACACACCUGUUAUUUCACCCUCAUGUAUUUUCCAUUCAGGCUGGAUGGAGCGCAGUGAUGGAUCACAUGACGUUCAGCAGACUCAAUGAUCCUAAAAUGAAACGAUGCCAGAGCUUAUUUGAGCCUCUGCUCUAAAAGCAGGCUUCAGAGCGAGACGAAAAUCACGCACCCUGUUGUUGACAUGCAGAUUUCACUGUUUCAGGCUUCAGGGGGUUAAAUCCUCCACGGCAGCCUCUUUGGAAAAGUAUUAUGAAAUCAGGAGCAGCUUUUUCCGAACCCAGAGCGUCCCCUUGUGGAUGAAACGGGGCCCUGCAUCUCUUCACUGGAUGCAGUUUCUAUAGCAACCGUCCAGACUUUUCUGUAUUGUCUGCCACAGGAGUGAAAGGAUGCUGAAGCUGUGGAGACGAGGCUCAGCGAGGCCACAAAACCACCAUGUUGUGGAAGCCUCCAUGUUGUCUGAUUUCACCAGCUGAAGCUAACACAUUCAGGCUUUGAGCAGGAAAUCAGACGUACGAACCCAACAUCCGGAUGUUUGACCUGCUGUCCUGCACCUGAGCCACACAACCAAUACGAUCCAUGCAGACGGUCCAAACCAGACAUUAUUCUGAUUAUCUGCUAGUUAAAAUAAGCUGACAAUAACAACAAGAAAAAAAAUGUCCCGAAGCAGGAUAUUUUAGUGUUUGAUUUUUUUAAACUGAAAAUGACAGGAGUAAAUGUUCAAAUCAAAGCUCACUGGAAUUAAUAAAAUAUUUUAAACAACAAACUAAGUCUUAAAAUAAAAAAAUAGAUCAAUACGUAAAAUACACAUCCUGCCUUCAGACAGUUAUGGAAUAUUCCACUUCCACACAUUCACUGGCAUUUAAAUUCCAGCUUUAGAUAUUCACUAACCUGUAAAAUGCGUAUUAUUUUGGCCCCCACACUGAAUGCUGACACUGACCUCACUGUGAUCGGCCUGCUCGUGUCAGUCGAGCUCUGACCUUUGAACUUCAGAAAGUUUUUACUGAUUAGCCUCAACAGAUCAAAUACUCCAGCACUCUCCCUGAUGCUUGUUAGAUUAGAAACUCUAGAGUUUACUGUGCAGUCGAACACACCUGCUGGGUUUAUUUCCAUGGUUAGCUCUAGUCAUUGUAGCACCUUCCUCGUGUAGACUCCAGGGACGAAUCAUUUAACCAAAUCUGAUGGGGAAUUUUCACCAGACUGACGGAAUAAAAACGACCCCAGCAGAAAUUUCCAAAGUGAAGGUCACAUGUUUGCCAUCCUGUUGGUUGGAUUAUCAGCUGAUGGAUUGAUGCACGGAGGAAAGAUGGAGUUUAACUGCUGAAUCAUCAACACGCAGACAGACAGACGGACGGGCGGACGACUCCUCAGCUCGGCGACCAACGGAUUCUCAGCACCACAGUCACACAGAGAGGGGAAGAACGAUGAACCGCUCCUCCAGCUUGCCUCCCCUUCACUGCGCCUUGUCAAACCAGAAGAGGACGACAUCCCUGCUUCGCCCGCACCUCCUCUUCCCCACAAAACUCUGGAUAAAAACACUCACAGGAAACGUGGAGCUUUGAGAUGUCUUUCCAUUACAAGAGGACAUCCUGUCUGUCUUAUGCACAGAGCAGAGCUGCAGCAGGACUCUGAGGUACGACAAACGUUACUUGAAUCAUCAGCUACAUGUAUUUACAAGAUGUCUGCUGGCUCACGGAGUCCUCCAAACCUUCAUGAGUAGAUGUUAUUCGGAAGUUUGCUCCUCCUGCUGUAGAGAAAAAGAACUUGUAAGUCCUGUCUGUACAUUGCAUAUCAUAUUCAAACCAAAACAUAUUAUUGCAUGCUUGGAAAGUAGAGCAUGUAAACAGAAGAAACAAGUUUGACUUUUGUGUUGACGGCUCAACUCAGCACCACUAAUCUGUAAUAUGGGAACAACAACAACAACAACAACAGCUCAUCGAUGUCGAGUUCAUUAAGUAAUUCUGUUCGACUGGUGGGGUUAGUCGCCAAAUCUCUAUUUUUUAAAGUACCAUACUGUAUAUGUUUUAUAUGGAGAGGAAUCGGUUAACCUCGUGAAUUAUUUUGUAGUUUUUUAACAUUUUUGCUAAUGUGUUUUAGUCAUUUCCUUUUUGAUCAUUUUUGCUCCAGUGGGCAGCUCGGAUGAAAAUGUCUGCCUGCCAAAAAAAAAAAAAAAAACACUUUACAAAAAGAACAAAACUGCCCCUAUAAGAGGAAUGUUUUUGUGGAAAAUUUCACAAAAGACGGCUGAAAUGCAUUUAUCGCAGACAUUUGACAUCUGAUUUUUUUUGAAUAAUUUUGAAUGUUUCUGAUUGUGUUUGAGGUUUGAUCAAAAUGCUGUAUAUCUGUUAUAUCUAUAACAUCUACCUCAGUGUCCACUCAUCAACGACAGAAGCUUUAACACCUGCAUGGCGCAGGUGUCCCCCGUCGCCCAACACUGUCAUCACACCCACAUUCAGUUUUUAGAUGCUUCUUUAAUUAUCUGAUGAAAUUGAAUUGACCCGAAUGCUCUAUAAACUGCCAUCUAAUAACUUAGAGUCAGAAAAAUUGUAAAGAUCCUAGAAGAAAUGCAUACCAAACCAUAUGAACUAGGGAUAAAUAUACAGUAUAUGCAGAGUUGGCCUUUAGUGUUGAUUCAAGGGAAAUAACGUACUGCAGAGUUUUCCUGUCAGGAAUAAAUGGAGCUGGUCAGCCUGUCUUAAAAACAUAAAAGAGUUUAGCAGGGAAAUGUUCUGUCAGCUGAUGAUCUAAAAUGCAGUUUUCUAUCCAAACGAUAACCCUGGGAGUCUGGUUAAAUGCCUCAAAAUUUCAGACACAAAAUUGGUGACAUUUAUAUAAAAAAUCAAAAAAUUUGUUCUUCUGAUGUUCUUAUAGGCGAGAAGACUGAUGUCAGUUUAAUCUCCAGUUCACAGACAGUUUCAAUAAGUGUUUAGCUUAGCUUAGCACAAAAGCAGGAUGCAAGGGAAAACUGCUAACCUGAAUUUAAAAUUCCUGAUAACUUCAAACAACCUAAACAUGGCACUGAAAGCAGCUACAUUGUCUAAUGUUAUGGUGGUUGUUUGUAGCUAACCUGUGUAAUAAGACUCCUUUAGCCUAGCUUAGCAAAAUGACUAGAAACAGAGGGAAACUGUUAGCCAUGUAUAAAUUCACCUUCCAAAAACUCAUAAGCUGUCUGCUUAUUAUGUUACAUUUUUUAUAGACCUUAAAGUGUAAAAGCAAGACAUUGUGGUGUAGGAGUAGUUAGCAUUGAAGCUACUAAUUGACCAACAACUGCUAGCAUCCCAAAGGUCCUGUCUUACUCUUAUUCCCACAACACACUGUGGUUGUUUUCUUGGCUAAGCUAACAGUUUUCUCCUGCUUCUAGCCUUUGUGCUAAGCUUGGCUAAAUGCACCCUUUUUCGGUGCUUCUCAUCCAAAAUAUUGAACUUACUGCUAUCCUCAUCGGACAACUUUGGUACGACUCUGUGAAGACCUUCAGCAAACUGCCAGCCUCAACUCUGCACUUUGUUAAUUCUGCUUUGCUUAGACAUAAAAACAGCCGAGGGUGAUUUCUGUUUGACGGAGGCACUGAUGAGCUGUGACCAGGCGUUAGUUAUGAUGAUUAAUGUAUUCUGCAUACAGUAUGUGCAACAAGAUUAAGAUAACGUUUCCCAUACGAGUGCAGCAAUGUCCUUAUGACAAACAUAUGACCUGUUCAGAUAUUUAACCAUAAUCACGUGAUAUUCACCACAUGUAACAUCCGUUGUCUUGAAAGACAUUUUCAUGCUUCAUUUUCAACUGCAGACUUCAGUUCAGGUUCGUCACAAAAUUCAUUUUCAUGCAAAAAUAACACAAAGCAAUAGUGUGAGUGAUACUGUGCUCUGGGAACUUCAGUGUGCAAGAAAAUGCUUUUUGGUUUCUAUUUUCAGUUUUUUUAAUUUCUAGUUAUUGUUGCCAUGUUUUUUUUGACAAUCUUCAAUUGUGAUCUAUUUUUGAUAAAAUAAAUCUUUGAUCCUGAUCAGUAUCGAUCUUCAUGUGUUUUCAGAUGACUGCACAUGCAGAUGUGUCAUUUUGUUCCUUGCUGGCUUUUUGUGUGCCAUAGAUAUGUUCACAAGGCAAGGCUGAGUUUGAACUUUGUGCCUGUGGUGUGUGUGAAUGUGUAUGUUGUCACUGGGAUGAAACACCAUCACAUCUGUAUUUCAUCCACCCUGUGGUCCCCCUAUGAAUUGGUUACUGGAGAGGAAGGGACAGAUGGAACUGGUCGCCAACUGCUACAACUACAUAUGUGCUCUGUACCUCAGUCAUCCAGUGUUGUCCCUCGAGGAAAGCAAAGGCAGAAACCAACAGCCACAGCCUAAUGCAGCCACAACACAAGUUUCAUUCACUCUCAUGUCGUCAUCAGUGGCUUCCAGCAGUCAGAGAGAAGGAAUCAUAGACUCGUGAUCUAAAUGUUUUUCAUGUUUUGUGUGCUUCCAAAUGCUGAAUGCUGAAAGAUAACGGUGUUGUUUCAAGGGACGUUGCUGCCACAAACAGUUUGGGGCAACACAGUGAUUCACUAUAAAUUCAUGAGCUUGAAAAAAAAACAAAAAACAAAACAAACAAAAAACAAACAAACUACAAAAUACAAUGCUGAUACUACACUAUAUAGAUAAAAAUAUAGGGAUACCUGUCCAUUACACCCAUGGGGACUUUGGUGACAUCCCAUUCUAAGUGCAUGGAUAUUGGAGAAGAGUUUGUCCCUCCUUUGCGGUUGUGGAAGCUUCCACUUGCUUGUGGUCUCUGUUCUGGUUUGCGUUGGAUGGCGUUGAGGUCAGGACUCCGUGUGGGCCAGUCAAGUUCUUCCACACCAAACUCAUCCAACCAUGUCUUUAUGGAGCUUUGCUUUGUGCACUGGGGCACAGUCAUGCUGGAAUAGAAAAGGGCCUUCAACAAACUGUUGCCACAAAGUUGGAAGCAUAGCAUUGUCCAAAAUGUCUUGGUAUGCUGAAGCAUUAAGAUUUCCCUUCACUGGAAGUCAGGGGCCGAGCCCAAAC
This is a messenger RNA of Scatophagus argus, 8393 nucleotides long. Its product is annotated as shaker-related potassium channel tsha2-like. NCBI's taxonomy places the organism in Eukaryota, Metazoa, Chordata, Actinopteri, Scatophagidae. The transcript has 2 exons. Gene Ontology annotation, cellular component: membrane; voltage-gated potassium channel complex. Gene Ontology annotation, molecular function: delayed rectifier potassium channel activity; protein binding. Bases 1572 to 3014 code for a protein of 480 amino acids. The record is from RefSeq and is a predicted model, not a curated record. Gene Ontology annotation, biological process: protein homooligomerization; potassium ion transmembrane transport.